UAAAGGGCCAGACUGCCUGUGCAUGUGUGUGUGCGUUUCGAGUGUGUGCCAGUGUGUGUGUGUGUAUGCAAUGCUGAAAACGCAGACGGAAGAGUGGGGAAAGGAAAGGAGAGGAGAAGAAGAAAAGGAGAGCAAAAAAAUUGGAUCAGUUUUCGAUUUACGAUUUCCGACUGUCCCCAUACUUGACACUUUCCUCUUUGUCAUGAAUUUUCUGUAUAAAAAUUUCCUUGUGUGAGCACACACGAAAAUAACAAACGCAGCAGAAAACGAGCGGAGAGAAAAGAAGAGAAUAAACAGUAGAAGCAGAGGGAGAAAGAAAGGGGGGAUAGGAGAUAAACGCAAAAUUUGUGGUUUUUUGUUGCCGAUUUCCAAUCGGUUUUUCGAUUAAUUCCGAUCGUUGCGUAGACUAUUUGCACAAGUGUGCGUGUAAAGUUUUGCUGAUUUGUUUGUGUGUGUGUGUGUGUGUGAGCCAUUAGUUGUUUUUGUUUUGGAUAGCUAGCAACAAUAACAACUACUAAAAGAAUAAUAAACGAAAAAUUAACAACACUUUGCAAACACGUGUUUAAUACUCGAUUUACAGUCGAAAGCCACAGGACAAGCCAGCAAACAAAUUAAGAAAACUGAGCUAAACAAGAAAUCCAAAUGAAAAACGCUACUAGUAGAGAGAUUCCUUAAACUGGUGAACUAUAUAGAAAUUUAUUACGAAAUACUAGGAACAGGUUAGAAAGCGGACCUGACAUAUGAAAACAACAAAGAACAACAACAACCGGGCGACUCAAAAAUAAGUCGCCUUUUCAAUCUACCUCUCCAAACAUAUGCAAAAUCAGCAUUCUAUAAAAAAAAAUAAUCAAAUGAGUGUACAACAAAACAUUGAAAAAGAAGCUCCAAAUCCAGAAAAAUAAACAAUAUAAGAAAACAACAACAACAUCGAGCGGCUGGAAAGGGAAAAACCGCCAUCUAGCGUCGGCGAGUAAAAACCAUUGCCCGCCACAAGAUGGCGUGCCUUAAUACUCUGAAGCAGGAAAUCAAAACUCUGGAGAAAAUCUUCCCGAAGAAUCACGAGCGAUUUCAGAUUCUUAAUUCCAGCGUCGAUGAGCUGCUCUGCAGGUUUAUCGAUAAGAAUGGAAAGCGCUACGACAUCCAUGCCAACAUAACGGAAACGUAUCCCUCAUCGCCACCAGUUUGGUUCGCCGAGAGCGAGGAGACGAGCGUCACAAAUGCUGUUCAAAUACUUAGCAAUACAAAUGGACGUGAUAAUCACGUGAUUAAUCAGGUGGGCAUACUGCUGCGUGAGCUGUGCCGACUACACAACGUUCCACUGCCACCCGACAUCGAUAAUUUGGCCCUGCCGCUGCAAACGCCGCCGCCAUGCGCUUCUCCACUUCGCUGCGAGCAGAGGCCAGGGGGCGGGGGAGCGGGGGGCGGCGGCGGACCGCACGGCAACGAGGAGACCGAUUCGGAUCAGGAGGAGAUCGAGGAUCCCAUCGGCGAGAGCGAACAGGAGAGCGAGGGUGACGAGGACUUGCCGUUGGAAAUGGAUGAUGUACGAAGUACAAACAAGAAGGACGACAUGGAAGUGGAACACUUAGCAACUUUAGAAAGACUGCGUCAAAGUCAAAGACAAGACUAUCUAAAAGGUUCCGUUUCGGGUUCCGUGCAGGCAACCGAUCGCUUAAUGAAGGAACUACGUGAUAUUUAUCGAUCGGACGCUUUCAAGAAGAACAUGUAUUCAAUUGAGCUCGUCAACGAGUCGAUUUACGAAUGGAACAUACGCCUCAAGUCUGUUGACCCAGACAGUCCGCUGCACAGUGAUCUGUUAAUGCUCAAGGAGAAGGAGGGCAAGGACAGCAUACUACUCAAUAUACUUUUCAAGGAGACGUAUCCCUUCGAGCCGCCCUUUGUGCGCGUCGUCCAUCCGAUUAUCUCAGGCGGCUAUGUGCUCAUCGGCGGCGCCAUCUGCAUGGAAUUGCUGACCAAACAGGGUUGGAGCUCGGCCUACACCGUGGAGGCGGUAAUCAUGCAAAUUGCUGCCACUCUCGUCAAGGGAAAGGCGCGCAUCCAGUUCGGGGCCACCAAGGCACUGACCCAGGGCCAAUACAGUUUGGCACGAGCUCAGCAGAGCUUCAAGUCGCUGGUGCAGAUCCACGAAAAGAAUGGCUGGUUCACACCGCCCAAGGAGGAUGGCUAAGGCAGAAGAGUCUCCAGACGCACAUCCUUUCUAGUAUAACGCAUGCCACAACCAACACAGACCCAUCUGAACCCCCACUCAGCGUCAACAUUACCUUAUCCACAUCCGCAAAGCACACAUCCCGCUCUCACUGCCGGUUUACUCUGAUAUUGAUAUUAGAUAAUCUGGCCUGGUCAGCAACCACUAAAUCAUUAUAUGGACGACGCCCCCGAAUUCAAGGAGAAGGCGGCCCACAUUUUUUGUACGCGGUUUGCAUCGUUGAUGAAAGUUGGAUGGAAGCGACAUCCACAUGCGCAUAUGUUUAAUUGCACUUGUAAACCCAAAACCGACUUGUUAAGCACACACUCUUAUAAUCACGGUUAAAUGUUUCGUUGCAUGAAUUUCAUAUGUAUAUGCCCCACUCCUCUUGUUUUAUUGUAGUGAGUAGUCUUUUAUCCAAAUCCAAAUCGCCCGGCCUGAAAUCGUGUAUCUUGUACAGUGUCUUGGAAACUGGAGCUGAUUAGAGGGUGGCGCAGAAGUUGCAAAAGAAUCGGCAGCCGACGUGUGUAAAAUGUAAAGGCAAUAUCUGUUAUGUAUAUGAAUAUAAUUUGUAAUUUAAAAAUGUAAAUGUAGUGGCUUCAAAACCUUCCAAACUCACACCACCCAAAACCUGCUACCCGGCACACACACUCCCGCACACCACACAUACACAUACACGCCUAAAAUGUAAACUAGUUAAGACGCCUAACUGUAUUCUUAUUUUAAUUUAACAAAUCCGUGGUAUCUUAUAUUUUUUCUCUUUACUGGUAAGCAAACAACAAAAGAAUAAGAAUCGGCACGGUGGCAAGAGAGUUGACGCGUUGUCGAGCGGAAUAGAUAUAUAUAUAUACCUAUACAUACAUAUAAAUACACAUAAAUAUAAAGAUAUAUAUUAAAAUUAGCGCGAAAGUUUAGCUUAAGCAGAUUAAUACAGAUCGAUGCGUCGAAGAUGAGCAAAUUCUAAGUGUAAAUUCGUCUUUCCAAAUAAUCGUAAAAUAACGUAAACGUAAAUCUAAAUCUACACAACAAAAAAAAAAAACAAAAGAGCUAAAAUAUAAAGCUAAAUCGAGAAGUUGGAGAACGAAAACCGAAAAAUAUUUUCAAAUGUAAUAUGCAUUAAAGUAAAAGCAAAAAACAAAAACGAGAAGAGUUAAUCCAAGGGCAACUGUUUUGCUGUCCCCAUUAUCAUUGUUUUUUUUUUAUUCGUACAACGGCAGACAAAAUUUCAAUGUACAUUUCAAAAGAGAAAUUGGCAAGCACGACGAAAUGUUCAUUUUAAGUAUGUAUUUAAUAAAGAAGGAUAUAUACAUCAUAA
Molecule: messenger RNA, 3521 nt
Organism: Drosophila elegans
Lineage: Eukaryota; Metazoa; Arthropoda; Insecta; Diptera; Drosophilidae
Product: ubiquitin-conjugating enzyme E2 Q2
Exons: 9
Coding region: 995-2188 (397 amino acids)
Biological process (GO): protein polyubiquitination
Cellular component (GO): nucleus
Molecular function (GO): ubiquitin conjugating enzyme activity
Source: RefSeq, a predicted model, not a curated record